This is a messenger RNA of Esox lucius (northern pike), 1376 nucleotides long. It is a transcript of the gene catip, whose product is annotated as ciliogenesis associated TTC17 interacting protein. The coding region runs from base 294 to 1340 and encodes 348 amino acids. Gene Ontology annotation, biological process: actin filament polymerization; cilium organization. The record is from RefSeq and is a predicted model, not a curated record. NCBI's taxonomy places the organism in Eukaryota, Metazoa, Chordata, Actinopteri, Esociformes, Esocidae. The transcript is spliced from 9 exons.
GCCCGUUGCCUAGGCAACUGUUGAUGUUGGGUUUCUGAGACUGCGUAGCAUUGAGAAAUGUUUGGGUCUUACCUUUAGCUAGACUCGAACAGUAAAUAAGUGUAGCUGAAACAUGCGAGUUCACUGAAUGAUUAAUUGGUUAAGAGGGUUUGCUAUCACAUUUAUGGGUUAGCAAGCUCAGAAAUCCUGUGGACGGUAAAGCUGUUGUUUUUUGUGGUUUGUAGGGUGAGCUGCUUCAGCAAAAGACUCAUCUUCCUUUUUGUGAAUCUGAAAUUCCAAACUAUAAGUCUGAUAUGGAAGAGUCGGCAACGGAAGAAAUGGAGGAGUUAAAAGCUUCUAGGGAGGCCAUAGACUUUCUGUCCAGCAUAGGAGCUGCGGAGGUGCAGCGGUGUGUUUUUGAGGACUCACUGGUGACAGUGUCUGAAGCGGGCAGAGAGCUGGGAGAGUUCAAGUUGACUGUGGAGUGGACCAGUCGCAGGGAACAGCCAUGCCUAUUGUUGCACGCGCGCAGCCAUGGAGCUAUUGACGACACUCCCUGCGGUACAGAAAUCACCGCCUACAUUUCUUUGAACCUGGAGACCCUGGAGCAGGACCACCAUGAGUACAUCAAGCUUCAGGACCACCAGUUGGACCGAAAGUCUCAUAUGGUCCAGCAUGACGGACAGCUGGUGGUGAACAAAAUCACAACAGUGGGAGAGGAGGUGAAGAGGCAGAUUUUGUCGUACCCUCUGUCCUCUCUGAAGGGGUUCGUUUGUGAGGGAUCUAACCUGCUACUGCUCAGAGUCCUCGCUCUGAGGAGGAAUGUCCCAGAAAACAUGAUCUUCCUGUCCUUCAGCCAGGACAAAAACAUUUCAACCUGCACAUAUAGAGAUCUUGGGUGCAGGGAGCAGAUGGUGGGAGAGGAGGUGGUGGAGGUGUUUGGUGUGGAGAGGUCAGUCGACUCGGUGGAAGACAUCCCAGCCACGUGGCACUGCUACUUUUUGCCUGACGGACACCUGGCCAGCCGAGUGCAGGUGGGCUCUCCCGUUUCCAUGAGGCUCCUGCAGCGUCCACCCGAAACACACACAGGUGAUGAAAUACUUGCGUCUAUGAAGAAGCCUUUGGUCUGGGAAGAGGACAUGGAGAUGUAUUCCAAGUUCUUGGACAGAAAGGUGGAGUUGAAAGCAGGACAUUCCUCAUACCUGCGGAAGUGUCCUGAGCUCCGUGCAAUGAUGUCUGACUUUGUUCAGUUCCUGCUUCUACGAAAACCAAGCAAUGUCUUUGUGUUUGCCCACGAGUACUUCUCCCCCUUUGCCUCCACCCGACCCUCUGGGGGCACCUUCAACACCUCAUCACCCUAAAAACUGCUGAGCCUUAUAAUAAAAUAGCUAAGCUUU